This is a messenger RNA of Trypanosoma conorhini, 1887 nucleotides long. RefSeq lists its product as uncharacterized. The record is from RefSeq and is a predicted model, not a curated record. Bases 1 to 1887 code for a protein of 628 amino acids. The transcript has a single exon. Lineage: Eukaryota; Euglenozoa; Kinetoplastea; Trypanosomatida; Trypanosomatidae.
AUGUCCAGUGGUGCCAGCGCGCGUGAGGGCUCCAUUGGGGUACAUCAGCGGCCCCUCGGACAUCUGCAGCAGUCACAACGUCCAACACAUCAGCCGCAGCAACCGCAGCAACCGCAACCGCAGCAGCAGCCGCAACAGCAGCAGCCCUCACAGCAGGGCGAGGCGGGUGAGGCGUACCGCUACCUACUGCGCCACGGCGUGCAUAGUACAGUUGAGGGCAUAUUCAGCGGCGUGCUAAACGAGCAGCCGGAAGAUCCGCUGCAGUACAUUCUGGAACAUAUGCGUGCCAACGGCGGGAAAUCCGCCGGUAAGGAGUGCUCCAUAAAGACUGCCAACGGCGGCUGUCCGAACACUGGUAGAAAGGAAUCCCAGCAACCGUCAGAGCCUUCCCCCGUGCAACGCGAAGUGUCGACGGAGGAGACGUGUGACAGUAAAAAGCCAGCGGACAGAGACCCUGCCGCACGAGAAGUGGAAAAGGGAGACUUGGAGGAAAGACGCCAGGAGGAAAAGGCCCCAGUUGAGGAGGAAGAAGAGAAGGAACCGCCAGGGCUGCCGUUAACGGCUACGGCGACGGCGCAUGCAUCUGAGGCGCCCGCAAAAACGGAUACGGAGACGUGGACGCUUUCAGCGGGUGGCGUCAACGCCCCAUCGACCCCUCUGCCUGAGUCGACUGCACAAACGCUGCAGACAAGUCUUACUAGCACGAGGACAAAUGUCUGCAUGAUGCGGCCUGCCUCCGCCAUGUUAGUGCCUUGGAACCCCGCGCGCAGCAAUCGCAAUGAGACACCCUAUGGACCCGCAGGCCUUAGAUUGGCCACGGCCGGGGGCGAAAACACGUAUAACAGCGCCGGCACGGCGGCCCUAGACCGCGAUGACAGCACCCGAAGCGAUCUCUCGGCGUUCAGCUUGGCUUCCGUGGACAUGCAGGACUUCCUACAGGAGUUUCGUAGUGCCAAGGCCGACUGUGUUGGGGCGGAGACACAGCUGGUGGACAUUGAGAUGCUAUCGGAGAUCCUGCAGUGCGUAAAUAUUCCUCUUCCGGAAAUUCCGCUCAUUGCGGAGUUAUUUGACGACGUGAAGCGCACUGGUGCAAUGCGGUACAGCCACGGCUGCCUCCCCGCCGAGGAGGGGGUUGGCACAGACACACCGGCCGCCACAUCGUGCGCAGCGGAGGCCGAGGCACGGGAACGAGUGUACUUUGACGCUUUCCUUGCCCGUAUGGCCUUCGUGAUUCAGGGUCGCUACCCAACCGAGGUUGUGCGGGGCACGUUCUACUCCAUCUUGGAGUCCGUCGUGCAAAAGAAGUGCUCUGCAGAUGGAGUGGCUCAAGAGCGGCAACAGCAAAAAUGCACGGGCGACGAAACACGUCGCACAAGCUCCUCCAGUGGGAGCGCCACGAGUAGAUCGAUCCGUGCAGCCCCCAAGAGCCACUGUAGAAGCCGCAGCAACACUUACGCAGACAGCGGAGGAAACAACUCCACCACGGCGCCAAGCCCAAAUUAUACCGCCAUGCAAACUUAUCCAAGUAUGCCCCGAACAAAAUCCGCACAUUGCGCUGCGGCCAAUGGCGCUCAACCCGCAGCUGAGUUGUCUACUCUACUGCACGGUGUCUCCCUGGCGGUGUGCGUGGAAGAGGGUCUCUGGCGCGGCUUAGGUAUCCCUGUAAGUAAGGCAGAGGUAGUAAAUGCCCUGCAGCUCCUUGGCAUCCCGGUAGAUGACACCUACGAAUUUCACGUAAAUGAAUUUGUACGGCUGGUCAUGGCAUUAACGGGGCAGAGUGUAUUACACGGCGUUGGAGAAAAGGUUACCCCGUGGAUGAUGUCAUCCCUCGGUAGGGAAAAUUCGCUCAUGCCAUUUACGGGAUCUUGCAAGGAUGAGGGCAUGUAG